Molecule: messenger RNA, 1678 nt
Organism: Marmota flaviventris (yellow-bellied marmot)
Lineage: Eukaryota; Metazoa; Chordata; Mammalia; Rodentia; Sciuridae
Gene: Ifi44
Product: interferon induced protein 44
Biological process (GO): immune response
Source: RefSeq, a predicted model, not a curated record
UUACCCCUCCCAUUUUGUGCCUACUUUGCGUUCUGGACAGAGUAGCAAGCUUCUGCUCCAGUCCUCAUACAGACUCUUCAAACAGAUUGAGAAGUAUGGCAGUGACAACUCGUUUGACAUGGUUGCAAGAAAAGAGAAUGCAACAUCAUUUUGGAGGAAAGCAGUUUAGCCUUCUUUACAAGGCUAGUGUCCAUGAAUUCUCUUCUGAAAACUUGUUGGAGAAAUGCUGUAACCAAGGACCCACAAUAACUGUGAUUUACAGUGAAAAUUAUGUUACUGGAGCAUAUCUGCUAGACAGUCUCCAGGAAGAAAGGGAAGUUCCUGUCAUUCUUUUUGCACUUCAAGAGACUGAGAUUUCAGAAUACAAAACAGGAUCACAUAGACUAGAGACAUUGUUCUAUGACAUGUAUAGAGAUGCAUUUGGCUACAGAGUUGAUAUUAAGAAGCCUCCUGCUGGAUUCUGGAUGGAUCUAGGAAAUAAAAGGGUGGCUAUGAGCUCAAAAGUAAGUGAAGAACUUGGUCUACCUCAACCUUGUACUACAUCCUUUCAGGAAUGUGAAGUUUUUCGAUGUAAAGAUUUAUUGGACGAAAGAAAGGAAGAAGGAGUCAUUGUGCUCAAGAGGACCUUGCUGUUUGCCAUGAGUACUUAUAAGCCAUAUAAAGACAUGGUUCACCAAAUAAGAAUUCUGCUGCUGGGUCCAACUGGAGCUGGGAAAUCUAGCUUUAUCAACUCAGUGAAAUCUAUUUUUCGAGGCCAUGUGACAAAUCAGGUGCUGGUGGGCUGUGAUGCAACUGGGAUUUCUAAGAAGUACAGGACGUAUCCCAUUAAGGAUGUGAAUGAUGGCCAAUGCCUGCCCUUUAUUCUGUGUGACUCACUGGGGCUGAGUGAGAAGGAAGGCCUGUGUGCGGAAGACAUAGUCUCCAUCUUGAAAGGCCACGUUCCUGACAGAUAUCAGUUUAAUUCUAUGGAACCCAUCACAUCAAGGCAUCAUAACUAUAUUCAUUCCCCAUCACUGCAGGACAGAAUCCACUGUGUGGCAUUUGUGUUUGAUGCCACCUCUGUUGAACAACUCUCUCGUGAGAUGGUGGCAAAGAUCAAGAGAAUACGAAGGGAGAUGAUAAAGUAUGGUGUGGUACAUCUGGCUUUGCUCACUCAUGUGGAUAGCAUCAAUCUGAUUACAGUAGGUGACUUCCCAGACAUCUAUAGCUGUGUGCCUGUGAAACUCAAGCUAGAGACAGUCCACAGAAAACUUGGAUUUGCUCUUUCUGACAUCUUGGUGGUCAGCAAUUAUGUCUCUGAGUGGGAGCUGAACCCUGUGAAGGAUAUUCUAAUCCUCUCUGCACUGAGACAGAUGCUGUGGGCUGCAGAUGACUUCUUAGAGGAUUUGCCUUUUGAAUAAACAGUGCCCAGAAGUGAAUUAUCAAGUAUGCAAAGAAGAAUAUAAAUAUGUGAAUCUUACACAAAUUGAAAAUUUUGCCACAUCAGGGAAGAGAGAAGUAGCUAAGAGUAAAAGGGUGGAUUCUGUUUAUUUCUAGGAUUAAUAGUAUCUGCAAAAUCAUAGUCUCUGCAAUAACUAGGAACAGCAAGAUUUUAUCAUUAAUUGUGAAAGAUAGUCAUAAUUUUUCUUGAAUUUAUAUUGUAUAUCUAUGAGAAAUAAAAUAUCAUUUAUAUAAUCUA